UCCAUAAGUCCACCAGCCUCUCCGUGAAGACCUGGGUAGAAGGACCACACACCCUACUCUGUGCCAGGUGUUCUUGUUGCUGGUCUUGUAGUUUUACCCUUUUGUGGACUAGGACACUGUGGGUCCAAAGACAGUUCAAUCCUUAUGGGUGCUAUGCUGAUGAGGUGCCCUCUGCAGGGAAGUUGUUGGGUCUCCCUCCGGCUACACCUUCAAGGACCAAUCCCUGGGCCCAUCCCACUAUCCUCACAGUGACUCGGGCAUAGCUUCUGCCCUCAGUCCCUACUGUGCUGAGGUGGAAGUGUGGCCAGAGCUGUGCUCGGUGCUAGCAUGCAGACUAAGGCUUCUGAACUGCCCUCACAGAAGCAGCUGGGAGGUUGUUAGAACACACAGGAUGGGGAAACAGGACAAUGUCCCUGACAGUCUGCCUCCUAUAGGGAGGCUUCAGCCCAUUCACAGGAAUCCUGGCCCUUGUCUUUGGGGACUCAGCUGUCCUCCCUCCUUCAAGGAUUUGCCAUCUUGAACACCAUAGAGGGAAUGGAUCAGGACUUCCAGAGAGCAAGAUGUCACCACACUGAACCCUCUGUAGAACACAUUGGGGAUGGCCUAGUGGUACCUGCUAGAAAGUUUUAGGGUGGAGCCAUGAAUCUUGGGGAGGUAUCAGUCCUCCCAGCAGGCAACAAUGGGCUCUGGAUUCUUGAAUAUGUGCACCCUGCCUUCUGUUGGGAAGGAGUGGGACUGGGCAGUCUUUGAGACAGUUGAAGGUUACUCAGAAAAGGUGUUUUCUCAUGUGAACACAAUUGGGACCCCAGAAUUGGUACAAUUUGGAUGUUUAUGUUGAUGUGGACAUUUAAAUCCCAAAUACUGUGAUUUUUGAGCCUACCCCACUACCACUUUCUAUUGGGGACAGUGGGCGCCAGGGUCUGUGCUAAAUACUUAGCAUGAUUAGCACCUGCUAUGAUUAGCACCUGCUAGAGUCGUGCUGGGUCAGUCUCCCAGGAGAUGAAGGCUCCUCCCAUAGCUUUCUGGCAUACCCAAUCCCAGCAGACACCUCACCAGGACCAUCCCUAUAUAUCUUCAUGCUUGCCCCCAUAUGAGACCCCUGCAAGAAUCUGAACACUUGCCCACUUUCCUUCUUGGCAGUCAGAGUGACUCUAAGAUGGCCCUGCUGUUCUUCCCUCCCUUCAUCCCUAGAAUUAAAUGCCUGCUAGCUCCCACCCUUUCCCUCAGCCCAGCCUACCUUCAACUUAGCCCUUUGUCCUUACCAUCUCAUUUUGGAUCUCAUGGUUAGUUCAAGCCCAGUCUCCUCUGCAAGUGAGCCCUGAGUCCUUUGUCCCUAUCUGUCACAUUGUUGCUGAGAUUCUGGCCGCAUAAAUUAGGUGGUGGACUCAUAGACUACUCGCUAGCGGGACAUUGCAUAGCUUCUUUUUCCAGCCUUGAGCUAGACAGCUGGAGCACAGAGCUCUGGAUUUUUCCAGUUAUACCACUGGCCUGGGAGGGGAGCUGCAGUGGCUGUCAACCAGUCUUCCUCAACAGAUAUGAGCCUCUCAGCCUACCUAAGGUCCCGGACUGCUCUGGCCCCCAAACUCCACCAGGCCUCUUGUUAUCAGCUUCCAGCUUCAAAGGUGCCUGCCCCUACCCACCACCAUGGCGACCCCUUCCUGGUGGUGCUGACUCAAAUGCUCCUCAGUUUGGUACUGAGUUUUCACCUUUCUCACAUGAGUGUAAACACAAUGAGAAGCAAUCUCCCCUUCCUGACUCCACGGUCUACGGAAAGUCAGCUUUCUUCUGGAAGAACAAGACCAAUAGGAAGAAGCUGCCAGGCCACAUCUCAUUGGCUGACAGCCCCCAGGGUUCUGCCAGCUCCUGGGGUUCCCUUGCCUUUACCCAUUCCUGAGUUGUCCAGUGCCAGCUUUCUCAGACCUUUUGUAUUUGAAAAAAAAAAAAGUAGAAUCAAGCUAAUACAUGUCUGAGGCGGUAACUCCCUUGCUUCCAAACAGCCCCAUCUCCAUGUUGUUUGGAGAAUAGGUCUCUUCACUUCCAUUAAACUGCAUCCGAAAUCAACCUUUAACAUCACAGUUGUAUAUGAAGUUUUAAAACUGCCUGAAAAUAUACUAUCUAAAGCAUACACUACUUUUUAAAUAUUGAUGACAGGAGAGUAAAACUUCAGCCAAGAAGUAGAAAAGACAAGCAGCAAAGACUGUCCCUCCCGGCGCUGCAGUUAGGUUUGUUUCACCCGUGACAUUCUCACAGGCUUGCUUAGGCGAGAUCAGCUCCUGGCUUCCCUUACCUUUUGACCCCAUUAAAACCACAACUGAUUUUGAGUAGAAAACAAGCUUGUCUUGGAAAUAAGUUUAACAUAUUUGCCUUCUUAAAUUUCCAAUCCAAUUCCCGGAAUACUUCCCAGAGCUGUAUAAUUAACCCCGUUUUGUUUGUCGUUUGUACUCAGGGUCCCGGUCCUGUUCUAAUCUCUAUAUUAUUAUGACUUCUUAUGGCCUCAUAAACACCUUUCAAACAAAUAGCUGUGAUAAGUAACUCAAAAUGGAGAGUUGGGGGCCGGAACUGCCCAGAAGUCACUAAGAAAAGUGGGUUUCCUGGAAGGUCUCCAGGGUUCCGGGUUGUGCCUCCUGCUCUGGGGGGACCUCAUCCCGAGCGAAGUAGCCUUUUGUCUUUCUGCCAUCUUUAAUUUUGUCUCCUCUGAGUUCUUCCUCACAAUCUAUAAAUAACUCCAAGUUCCUCCCAUUUUAAAACAAAACAAAACCAAAAAACCCUCUCAGCCCUGCAUUCCCACCCCCUCAUCUUGUGUCAUUUGGCUCUUUCUCUCUCGGUCUUUGCCUCCUCAGCAAAAUUUUCCAAAAGCACUGCCUGCACUUCCUCUGGCCAAAACCCACUCAACACCAGCUCCCUGCUGAGCCCCUACCUCCAGCUUGACACCAGGGGUCCUUCUGGGCCUGUUCCCUGAUUUCCUAACUCCAGAUUAGGCACCAUCCUGAGAACUUUCCCCCAGUAAUGUUUGAUUUUAUUUACUCCUAGAUUUUAUUGGCUUUCAAAAGGAAGAUUAAAAAGUGAAACAAGAAUUAAUAGUAAAUGUCUUUAACUCUAAUUAAUUAUCUGCUAGAUUGUUAGUUUUUCUCUCUUAAAAACAUUAAGAGCUGGGCAGCGUAAUUCACACCUAUAACCCCAGCACUUGGGGAUUCUAAAGUAAGAGGAUCUUGAAUUGAAGCCCAGUCUGGGCCAUGCAGAAAUCCUUGUCUUAAAAACCAAACAAGCAGGGAGCUGGAGAGUUGGCUCAGCGGUUAAGAGCACUGUGUGCUCUUGCAGAGGUCCUGAGAUCAAUCCCUAGCUAUGACAGGAUGCCCUCUUCUGAUAUAAAGGCAUGCAUGCAUGCAAACAGAGCACUCAUAACAUUAUUCAAAUAAAUAAAUAAAUAAAUAAAUAACUCUUAACAGAUAAGUUUCCAGGGGAGGGGGGGCAAUGCAGAAAGAAUUCUACCUAGUAACAGCUAGCCUAGAACUUUGAUAAACCACCUCAUUUGUGACCGGAGGAGGGGAGUACUGUUUUCUAAUGAUCAAAGCUUACACCUUGCAAAUUUAUAUGUCAUCUUACAAGAGAUUGGUAAAUUGCAAAUGCAGUUUGGUAAAAAAACGAACAAAUGCCGUCCCAUACAAACACGUUGUUACCAAUGCCAAAGGGCAGUUUUCUGGGACCAUAAGCCAUCAGGCUUGCUUCACUUAGCCAUAUUUCAGCUUUCUGCCUUCCAUCGAAAGACUGUGGCUAUCCUGGCAGCCUCAGAAUGUCUGUACUUUCGAGUAGAAUGCAUUCCUUCCACAGCACUCCAAACUUACGUGCUUUCCAGUUUGACAUUUUGAAGAUGGGAUCGUGGAGGAAGUCAGCUAGGCCUUGGGAGUUAAGAACUUUUGCUAAACAACUACUGUAAAAGAAUCUAUAGCCAAUAAUCCUGCACAGCAAGAGAUCUGUUGCUAGCACCCCGUUAGGUCACCGUGCCGCGGGGAGGGGUCUUUCGGCCUCGGGCUUCUGAUCCCUAGAGGUGUCGAAGAUUAAGAGCUAUCCUUAGCCUAGGAGGCCUAACUGAACGAGAGAAGCCUGGUUCGCUGUGCAGCGCUCAGCCCAAAGAACCCCAAACAUCAACUCCAGGGCGGGGCGGGGAGAGGGCGGAGUCUUCAGCGAGGAAACCGCUCCGCUUGAGCCUAACGGGAAAGGACGGCGGGCUGGGGGCGGAGUUAAUGGGCAGCGUCUAGCAGGAGAGCCAAUCAGCGGGCUCUUGGCUCCAUGCAUAGGGGGUGGGGCAGGUCAGCUGUUCCUCCUCAGCCUCUCCGCGAUACCACGCCUGCGCAGAUAUUACUGCUGUUGCUAUCUGCGCACGCUCGUCCCGGCACUCCCGUGAGGCACUGCGACGCGCGCGGUUGGAGGUCGCUGACAGCGCCCGCGGGAGCAGCCGGAGGUGAGGGGUUCCGGUUCGGCGUUGGCGGGGCCGCCGCCACCCUCCUGCAGCCAGCUUGAAGCGCGGAUAGCCGAUAGAGGUGCGCGGGAGACUGAGGCUUCGUGCCGGGACUGAGGCUGCGUGGCCAGUCAUCCGGCUGGGGAAAGGACACUAUAGAUUGUAUUUCCCCAUUUCUUCCAUGGACUUAGUGUAAACAUGUUUUUUUCUGUUUGAACUUAGUUCUUAAAGACAGUUACCAUAGAUUCAUAUCAAAUAUAAGAAACAGGGGUAGGGUAGUUAAACCAUGAGUUGUGGUAAGGAGUUUGUGGAAACAUUGAAAAAAAUUGGUUAUCCUAAAGCUGAUACUCUUAAUGGAGAAGAUUUUGACUGGCUGUUUGAGGCUGGUGAAGAUCAGUCAUUUUUGAAAUGGUUUUGUGGAAAUGUUAAUGAACAGAAUGUAUUGUCUGAAAAAGAAUUGGAAGCUUUCAGCAUUCUUCAAAGAUCAGGCAAGCCCAUCCUAGAAGGAACGGCAUUGGAUGAAGUUCUUAGAACCUGUAAAACUUUUGAUUUGAAGACACCUACACUGGAUGACAAAGAGAUACAGAAAUUAGAAGAUGAGGUUCAAAUGCUGCAGAAAUUAUAUAACUUAAAAAUUCAGCGACGGAAUAAAUACCAGUUAAUGGCUUCUGAAACUAGUUACAAGUCUCUGGCAUUAAAUGCUAAACAAGAGGAAGCUACUAAGAAGCUAAAACAAAGUCAAGGAUUCCUAGAUGCUGUGAACACUAAACUCAAUAAUGAACUUCAGGUUCUUACUGAUGAAGUUAAUAGUUUGAUGAUAUUCUUCAGAAAUUCUAAUUUAGGUCAAGGAACAAAUCCAAUGGUAUUUUUAUCUCAAUUUUCCUUGGAAAAAUAUAUAAGCCAAGAGGAGCAAAGCACAGCAGCCUUAACCUUAUAUACCAAAAAAGAAUUCUUUCAGGGUAUACAUGAAGUAGUUGAAACUUCAAAUGAAGAAAAUUUUCAACUCUUAGAUAUACAAACACCAUCUAUUUGUGAUAAUGAAGAAAUCCUUCGGGAGAGACAACUGGAGAUGGCUAGGCUGCAGGUAGCAUACAUCUGUGCCCAACAACAGAUCUUAUACCUGAAAGCAAGUAAUUUGAGCAUGAAGUCAAGUAUAAAAUGGGCAGAAGAGAAUCUUCAUAGCCUAACCAGUGAGGCUGUUGGUAAAGAAAAUUUGGAUGCUAAAAUUUCUAGCUUGAACCAUGAGAUUCUAAAACUUGAAGAACAAAUCACUCAUAUGAAAGACAAAAUUUUGCCUGCUGUAGUAAAAGAGAAUGCCCAGUUAUUGAACAUGCCAGUUGUAAAGGGAGAUUUUGAUCUGCAGAUUGCUAAACAAGAUUGUUAUACAGCAAGACAAGAGUUAGUUUUAAAUCAGUUGAUAAAGCAGAAGGCAUCAUUUGAGCUUGUACAGUUAUCAUAUGAAAUUGAGUUGAGAAAACAUUGGGAUACAUAUCGGCAACUUGAAAAUUUGGUUCAACAACUUAGUCAAAGAAACGUGGUGCUCUGUCAGCAAUUAGCAACGUUAACGGAUCCGUCAGCAUCUGAGCAGUUAAACUCCAGGACUCCCAUCAACACUAAAGAUUAUUCUACUCAUAGGCUUUAUCAACUUUUAGAAGGAGACAAUAAGAAAAAAGAAUUGUUUAUAACCCAUGAACACUUGGAGGAAGUGACUGAGAAAUUGAAACAAGAUCUUUCUCAAAUACAAGAUCAAUUGGCAGUAUCUACUCAAGAACAGUUUUUCUUCCUGUCCAAACUGAACAAUGAUGUGGACAUGCUUUGUGAUGCUUUGUAUCACGGAGGGAACCAGCUAUUGCUCUGUGAUCAGGAGUUAAUGGAGCAUGUUCAUCAAGUUGAAUCUAAGUUGAAUAAACUAAAUCAUCUCCUUACGGAUAUUCUUGCUGAUGUGAAGACAAAAAGAAAAAUUUUGGCAACUAAUAAAUUGUAUCAAGUGGAAAGAGAAUUAUAUGUAUAUUUUUUCAAAGAUGCAGACUAUCUAAAAGAUGUUGUGGAAAAUUUAGAAAACCAGUCAAAGAUUAAGACCUGAUCUUAAAAUUAAAGACUGAAGAUUUCUAAAACUGAAUCUUUACUAUGCCUGCUGUGUUUUAAUUUUUAACUAUCAGGAUGCUAUUUCUACUAAGCACUACUAAUUUUUCUUUUGACAUUUACUUAGUAUGUGGGGAGGGAUGGGUAUAUGUGCAGUCGUGUACAGUAAUUAGUGUGUACCAUGUCACAUGUGUGGAGGUGAGAGCGUCUUGUAGGAGUUGUGUUACUCUUCUAUCACAAGAGCUCUGGGAAUGGAAAUCAGGUCGUCAGUCUUGGUGGCAGAGAUUAACCCACGUCAUCAGCCUCAGUGCUACUAGGGUUGUAAAUUUAAGAUCAACAGAACAUUUUAUUUGAAUAGAUUCAAUGUCAAGUUGAACUUCCCUAGUAUGAAAAUUUUAAAUACUCCAAAAUUUGAACCUGUAUUUUUAAGCAACUGGAAUGUUUCUCAAAUGAAAAAUUCUACACCUGAUCUUACAUGGGUUGUCAGUCAUAAAAUACAUAC
This is a messenger RNA of Alexandromys fortis (reed vole), 7040 nucleotides long. RefSeq names its product HAUS augmin like complex subunit 3 (gene Haus3). The record is from RefSeq and is a predicted model, not a curated record. The coding region runs from base 4743 to 6539 and encodes 598 amino acids. Gene Ontology annotation, biological process: spindle assembly; centrosome cycle. The transcript has 5 exons. Gene Ontology annotation, cellular component: HAUS complex; centrosome; mitotic spindle. Lineage: Eukaryota; Metazoa; Chordata; Mammalia; Rodentia; Cricetidae.